AUGGCCGACAUUAUGGAAGAAGACCCAUCGUCUGGGCUUCCAUCUUCGGAGGAAGAGGAGAUGCCCGUGGAGUCAUUGGUCAGAGGGCGCGCGAAACGAAGUACCGCAGGACUGCACAUGUCUGCCCUCCUUGAAGCCGCUGCCGAUGAUGACCUGGCGCUUCUCUUUGAGGAAGUUGAAGACGAUAAUGAGUUUGCGGAUGUGGUAGACCCCGACGCAGAGGAUGAGUUGCUUGAAUCGUCGGACGAGGAUGAAGACCAAGGACCGAACGCGCAGAACGACUACGAGGGCGAACAGAAACUACAAAAAGACGAGCGCAAGAGGCGCAGAGCCCAGAAUGACCUCCGGUUCCAGACCUUGCGCAAACGAGUCAAGAUUGACCCGACCGCCCCGUCCACCAUGUCCGCCGCUCCUCGUCCGAAGAAAAAGUCAGAGCGCAUCUCGUGGAUUCCUACUGUGGAGGAUGGGCCUACUCGACAAUCAUCGCGUCGACAGACCAUGGUCAACAAGGAGCUUACGCAUGCUCGUCUCAAGGACAGCCAGGAGAAACGAGUUCGCAUCAUCGCUACAAUGAAGGAGGCAGAGAAGCGGAAGGCCCAUUUGAAGCCGAAAGAGAUGACCCAGGAAGAUCAUCUUGCGGAGGCUGCGAGAGUGGAACGGCUUAAUAGCAAAAGUUUGAACCGCUGGGAGCUGUCGGAAAAAAGAAAAGCGGACGAAAGACGAGCGAGGAUCGAAGCACUACAAAAUCGCCGUCUUGAUGGUCCAGUGAUUUCCUACUGGAGUGGUGUGGCUACAUGGACGAACGGGCGUCUCACACGGGUGGGCAAAAUCGAGAUCAAACCGAAGACAGAUAAAGAAGAAUCGAGGAAGAAAAAGAAAGAGAAGGAAGAUAAAGAGAAGGCUGCGGCAGAGUCAAAGGCCUUGGGGUCUGCAACCAUCGUUGGACCCGUCCCUGCCUCUACCACAGGCACAUCACAACCACCACCAGACUUGCAUACAGUUGCUGGUCCGGCAAAUCCCGCUCUACCUCCUCCCACCUCCACAUUAGACCAAAAGACGCCUGAAAACAAGCCACCCGAAAAUGCUACAGCCCCGAUUGCAGAAAGUACAGACACCCCCGUAGUGUCUUCUGGGGCGAACGCCAGCCAACCAGAUGCAAACUCUGCAGAGACGAAGACAAUCACCACACCUCCUGCCGAGCGGGGCAAGGACAAUGCUGUGGAAGGGAAAGCUCCAGAGGUUGACGCAAAUACACCAGUACCACCCUCUGAGCAAGAUCAAUCAGUCGCCGCCGAGAGGCAGUCGUCCGAGUCGUCCAAACAUUCGGAGAGAAAGAGACUUGCUGUGGAAAUUCCAGCGUCUCGUCAUACAUUAGAUUCUGCGGGAAAUGGUUCUAUUCAAAAAUUACCUGAUCCAUCCCCCACUAAGAACGAUGCUAUGGAUAUUGAUCAACCAGCGGCUGCAGCGGCUGCAGAUUCUACCAAGAUUAACCAAGAAGUUCCAGAAUCAACGGACCAGGCAAGCUUGGCCACUCCGCACGUUGCUCGUGCCCAGCCGAAUUUGGUAGAGACCCCGAUAUCACAUGCUGCCGGGAUGACUGUACGAGAACAACCGCCACUGGACCAGUCUCGGCCAGUUGAAUCGGCCACACCUAUCAGCCCUGGUAUUGCACUGGCCUCUCAAGCCUCGCCGGCCACUGCAGCACCUAGUCAAGCCACAGUGCCUGAAAAUGCCCCAGUUCAGAGCCUAAACCGACCAUCCACAUUACAGUCCGAAUCACAAUUAUCAAAUGGAAUGGUGAAGGAAUCAGCACAACCAGAAAUUCCAGAACCCCCUCCGGUGAUUGAGCAUACAGGGCGCAGUCUUACGAUCUUGGAAAAUUUUGAUUAUGCGACCGCCAACCAUCGCAAAUACAGCAUGUACUUCAACGCCAAAAAGCCUACUCGUUUGACAAAAAUCUCGUCAUCGCUUUGUGUCAUCACCUCAUUGCCUUCGCGUUACCGCGAUCCAGACACCGCUCUUCCCUACGCCAAUUCAUACGCAUAUGGGCAAAUCCGCCGUCUGCUGUCGGAAGGGUAUAUCUGGAGCUCGAUGCUUGGAUGCUUUGUCGGGCCGGCCGAGGCUGCCCGUGGAGUGCCCGAGCGAUUUACCGGCAAGCCAGGUCCAGGCACAGUAAAACUGCAGACCGAUAAGGAUGAGGGCCAGGCCGAGUCGAUUACAGGGAAGAGGAUGGACAAAAUGGCUCUCAACGGCAAGGUUCCUUCGACACCUACCCCGGCCGCGUCUCGAGCAGCGCCUCCAGGGGAGCCAAUGGAGAUUGAUAAAGCAUGA
This is a messenger RNA of Penicillium samsonianum, 2331 nucleotides long. RefSeq names its product putative signal transducer. The record is from RefSeq and is a predicted model, not a curated record. The transcript is spliced from 2 exons. The coding region runs from base 1 to 2331 and encodes 776 amino acids. Gene Ontology annotation, cellular component: nucleus. Lineage: Eukaryota; Fungi; Ascomycota; Eurotiomycetes; Eurotiales; Aspergillaceae. Gene Ontology annotation, biological process: chromatin remodeling; regulation of DNA-templated transcription. Gene Ontology annotation, molecular function: ATP-dependent H2AZ histone chaperone activity.